CAUGGAGCCCGCAAAGGAGAAGAAUGAAACCAUUAUCGCGCGUGCCAAGAAUCUGGCAAACGUGCCAUGGUGUCAGGAGUAUGAGAAGAUGAUAUCUGGUAUGCUUCUCGGCCCCAGAUUGAACGAUCCUGUCGAUAUCAAUACACUAAACUCAACCAGCUACAAUGCAUUUGUCCCAGAACUCCUGACUGGUCGCUUCCGUGCUCGCAAAUUGGCCUCGCAGUUCAACGCACCCAUUCNNCAAUUGGAAGCAACAGAAGAUGAAAUCAUGUCACAACGCGCCGAGCUUCUCACAAAGUUCUUUGGUUCGCUGGGGAAGAACAGCUUCAUUGAGCCGCCACUGAAUGUCGAUUAUGGCUGCAACAUCCUCAUCGGUGACGACUUUUACUCCAACUUUGGCUUGACAAUUCUCGAUUGCUGCUUAGUAGAAAUUGGCGACAGAGUCAUGUUUGGACCCAACGUCAGCAUCUUGAGUGCGACGCAUCAGACUGAUGUCCAGUCUCGUCGUGAUGGUAUCGAGUUUGCUCUGCCAGUGUUUAUCGGAGACGACUGCUGGAUUGGCGGAAAUGUCAGUAUUCUGCCUGGUGUGACUAUUGGCAAUGGCUGUACGAUUGGAGCAGGCUCGGUUGUCACGAAGAGCAUACCGGCAUUCUCAGUGGCUGUGGGAUCGCCUGCAAGAGUGAUCAAGAAGGUUGCGGAAGCAGAGCCUUUGCCCAAGAAG
Molecule: messenger RNA, 721 nt
Organism: Aureobasidium musti
Lineage: Eukaryota; Fungi; Ascomycota; Dothideomycetes; Dothideales; Saccotheciaceae
Source: the annotation of a GenBank genome assembly